UUUAUUUGUAAGUCUGUAACAUAUAAAUUGUUGUUAUAUUAAUGUAAUUGUUUAGAUUAAUGCAAAUUGAAUACUAAGCGAUCGGCAAUAUCCAAAAGCCAUUUGGUGAUUGCAUAGUAAACAAUGGAAGAUAAAGGUGAAUUUGAGGAUAUGGUGGUAACAACCACUAAUACAUUGCCAGUUAUUAUGAUGACAGAAUUGCCAGAAAUUAAAUUAUUCGGACGCUGGAACUGUGAUGAUGUCCAAGUAAAUGAUAUGUCUUUGCAAGAUUAUAUUGCUGUUAAAGAAAAAAAUGCAAAAUAUCUUCCACACUCAGCUGGACGUUAUGCAGCAAAGCGCUUUCGAAAAGCACAAUGUCCUAUUGUUGAGCGUCUAACAAAUUCUCUUAUGAUGCAUGGCAGAAAUAAUGGAAAAAAGUUAAUGGCUGUAAGGAUUGUAAAACAUGCUUUUGAAAUUAUUCACCUUCUUACUGGAGAGAACCCUUUACAGGUUCUUGUCACAGCUAUUAUAAACUCAGGACCAAGAGAAGACUCCACUCGGAUUGGUCGCGCUGGUACAGUUAGAAGGCAAGCAGUAGACGUAUCACCAUUACGUCGAGUUAAUCAAGCUAUUUGGUUAUUAUGUACGGGCGCCAGGGAAGCUGCGUUCCGAAACAUAAAGACAAUUGGUGAAUGCUUAGCCGAUGAACUUAUCAAUGCAGCUAAAGGUUCAUCCAAUUCAUAUGCAAUUAAGAAGAAGGACGAGUUGGAACGCGUUGCUAAGUCCAACCGAUAAAAUCCCUCAUUAUGUACAUAUAUGCGAAAAAUUAAAUAAAUAUAUCUCAU
Messenger RNA from Harpegnathos saltator (Jerdon's jumping ant), 824 nucleotides. Its product is annotated as 40S ribosomal protein S5. The record is from RefSeq and is a predicted model, not a curated record. NCBI's taxonomy places the organism in Eukaryota, Metazoa, Arthropoda, Insecta, Hymenoptera, Formicidae. Bases 124 to 774 code for a protein of 216 amino acids. The transcript has 3 exons. Gene Ontology annotation, molecular function: structural constituent of ribosome; RNA binding. Gene Ontology annotation, cellular component: small ribosomal subunit. Gene Ontology annotation, biological process: translation.